CCAUCGUCAGAACAACAGUGUGUUUUUCUUGAGGAUUUUCCAGUCGCUAUAAGUAUGAAGAAGUUGCUCGCAUUGUUGCUUGCUGUCAUGGCGGCAACGUCCGCACAAAAGUUGAAUGUAACUUAUGUCACUGAGAAGCCAGAUACUGAGGCGUUUUUGAAAGUGCUGUACAACGAUUCUUACCCGCUGGAUCCAAUCAAAAUGGGCAAUUUCAAGAUUCCAGACCUCGAGGCGCUGGCCUAUGGCAAGUUUUUCCCUUGCUGGGGCAGGUGUACGGACGGCCGACGAAUGGGUUAUUGCAACUUCUGGUGGAACGGAUGUGGCAAGGGCAGGAGAAUCAAGAGCAACUGCGUAAACUGCGACCCUUAUUAUUGCAUUUGUUGCCAUUUUGGCUUCUUCUUCUAGAAAAAAUCUUAUAGCCCCGCAAAAGAUUUUGCAAAUGUUGCAAUAAAUUGAAAAACAAUUGUUCUUUUGUUUCUCAACCUUAAUCACCUACGCAUUUUCUUACUUUAGAGGAAAUUUUCGAACUCCUUGAAUUUAUGCAAUCGCCUGCGUUUUCUUGUUUUCUAAAGUGAUUUAGUUUGCGCGCAAAAAUAAAUAAUCAUCAUUAAUAAUUAUAAAAAAAAACGAAAUAUUAUUGAAAACUUAUUCUGGGUUGUUUUUGUAUUCAUAUAAAUGCCCACAACAUGAGAA
Hyalella azteca is the source of this 693-nucleotide messenger RNA. RefSeq lists its product as uncharacterized. Bases 55 to 405 code for a protein of 116 amino acids. NCBI's taxonomy places the organism in Eukaryota, Metazoa, Arthropoda, Malacostraca, Amphipoda, Hyalellidae. The record is from RefSeq and is a predicted model, not a curated record. The transcript is spliced from 5 exons.